Messenger RNA from Phycodurus eques (leafy seadragon), 2474 nucleotides. RefSeq names its product heat shock protein 90, alpha (cytosolic), class A member 1, tandem duplicate 2 (gene hsp90aa1.2). The record is from RefSeq and is a predicted model, not a curated record. Gene Ontology annotation, cellular component: plasma membrane; perinuclear region of cytoplasm; myelin sheath. NCBI's taxonomy places the organism in Eukaryota, Metazoa, Chordata, Actinopteri, Syngnathiformes, Syngnathidae. Gene Ontology annotation, biological process: protein folding; cellular response to heat; protein stabilization. Gene Ontology annotation, molecular function: ATP binding; ATP-dependent protein folding chaperone; disordered domain specific binding.
AUGCCUGAGUCAAAGGACCACCCAAUGGAGGAGACAGAGACCUUUGCGUUCCAGGCUGAGAUCGCUCAGUUGAUGUCCCUGAUCAUCAACACCUUCUAUUCCAACAAGGAGAUCUUCCUCAGGGAGCUCAUCUCAAACUCCUCUGAUGCUUUGGACAAAAUCCGCUAUGAGAGCCUUACCGACCCCUCCCAGUUGGAUAUGGGGAAGGAGCUGAAAAUCGAAAUCAUUCCCAACAAAGAUGAGCGCACCCUCACCCUGGUCGACACUGGUAUCGGCAUGACCAAGGCGGACCUGAUUAACAACCUGGGCACCAUCGCCAAGUCUGGAACCAAGGCGUUCAUGGAGGCCCUGCAGGCCGGAGCCGACAUCUCCAUGAUCGGUCAGUUCGGCGUGGGCUUCUACUCGGCCUACCUGGUGGCCGACAAGGUGACGGUCAUCACUAAGCACAACGACGACGAGCAGUACGUGUGGGAGUCGUCGGCCGGGGGCUCGUUCACUGUCAUGGCAGAUAAGAUUAAUGAACCAAUUGGUCGUGGAACCAAGGUUAUUCUGCACCUGAAGGAUGACCAGGUGGAAUAUGUGGAGGAGCGGAGAGUCAAAGAGAUUGUGAAGAAGCACUCGCAGUUUAUCGGCUACCCCAUCACACUCUUUGUUGAGAAGGAGCGCGAUAAGGAGGUGAGCGACGAGGAGGCAGAGGAGGAAGCGGAGGAGAAGAAAGACAACGACGAGGAAGAGCAGGACGAGGAUCAACCAGAAGUGGAGGACAUCGGCGAUGAUGAUGAUGAUGAGCACGACAAGUCCUCUGAGAAGAAAAAGAAGAAAAAGAUCAAGGAGAAGUACAUCGACCAGGAGGAGCUGAACAAGACCAAGCCACUGUGGACUCGUAAUGCCGACGACAUCACCAAUGAGGAGUACGGCGAGUUCUACAAGAGUCUUACGAACGACUGGGAGGAACACCUGGCAGUCAAGCACUUCUCAGUAGAGGGCCAGCUGGAGUUCCGCGCACUGUUAUUUGUGCCUCGCCGUGCUCCUUUUGAUCUCUUUGAGAACAAGAAGAAAAAGAACAACAUCAAGCUAUAUGUGCGCAGGGUCUUCAUCAUGGACAACUGCGAUGAGCUCAUUCCGGAGUACCUCAAUUUCAUCAAGGGUGUGGUUGACUCUGAGGAUCUGCCCCUGAACAUCUCCAGAGAGAUGCUGCAGCAGAGCAAGAUCCUCAAGGUAAUCCGCAAGAACCUUGUCAAGAAGUCCCUGGAACUCUUCACCGAGCUUUCUGAAGACAAGGAAAACUACAAGAAAUGCUAUGAGCAGUUCUCAAAGAACAUCAAGCUUGGCAUCCACGAGGAUUCCCAGAACAGGAAGAAACUAUCCGAGCUGCUGCGAUACUACACUUCCGCUUCUGGAGAGGAGAUGGUUUCUCUGAAGGACUAUGUGAUGCGCAUGAAGGACAAUCAGAAACACAUCUACUACAUCACAGGUGAGACAAAAGACCAGGUGGCCAACUCCGCCUUCGUGGAGCGCCUCCGCAAGGCCGGCUUGGAGGUCAUCUACAUGAUCGAGCCCAUCGACGAGUACUGCAUCCAGCAGCUGAAAGAGUUUGAGGGCAAGAGUCUGGUGUCCGUCACCAAGGAAGGCCUUGAGCUGCCUGAGGAUGAGGAGGAGAAGAAGAAGCAGGAGGAGAAGAAGGCUCAGUUUGAAAACCUGUGCAAGACCAUGAAGGACAUCUUGGAGAAGAAAGUGGAGAAGGUCACAGUUUCCAACCGCCUGGUGUCAUCACCCUGCUGCAUCGUGACCAGCAUGUACGGCUGGACGGCCAACAUGGAGAGGAUCAUGAAGGCCCAGGCGCUGAGGGACAACUCCACCAUGGGCUACAUGGCGGCCAAGAAGCACCUGGAGAUCAACCCCGAGCACGCCAUCGUGGAGACGCUGCGGGUGAAGGCCGAGGCGGACAAGAACGACAAGUCUGUGAAGGAUUUGGUCAUUCUGCUAUUCGAGACGGCGCUGCUGUCAUCGGGCUUCACGCUGGAUGACCCGCAGACGCACUCCAACCGCAUCUACAGGAUGAUCAAGCUGGGUCUCGGCAUCGACGAAGAAGAUCCAACUCCGGACAUCGCUACCGCUCCCGUUGAGGAGAUGCCCCCCCUUGAAGGCGAGGACGAUACCUCCAGGAUGGAGGAAGUGGACUAAACCCGGUCCCCAUACCCGUGAAUAUUUCUCAUUAAUGUUCUACAAAGCUUACUGUUACCACUGGAAGACCCCUUUUUAAUUUUUCUUUUUGGAGUCCGCCCCGCCUUCCUUCUUUAUGUAGUUCUGAUUGUUCAAAACCUGUCCCCUUUUGUAUUUUUUUUUUUUUUUUUAAAUUUAAUUGAUGUUGAAGCAUUCCAUGUGUUUAUGACUUGAACUGUAAAGACGGUGCAAGAAAGGUGAUGGUGUAAAAAGUGGUGGGAUCCUCAAAUAAACGUUUAACAUGAUGAAAA